Molecule: messenger RNA, 1495 nt
Organism: Tarenaya hassleriana
Lineage: Eukaryota; Viridiplantae; Streptophyta; Magnoliopsida; Brassicales; Cleomaceae
Product: probable WRKY transcription factor 27
Biological process (GO): regulation of DNA-templated transcription
Cellular component (GO): nucleus
Molecular function (GO): transcription cis-regulatory region binding; DNA-binding transcription factor activity
Source: RefSeq, a predicted model, not a curated record
GUCAGCUCCCCUCCUUUGCGCACUUUCUCUCUCUAUCUCUCUCUCUACAGACAGAAAAAGAAGAAAGCUUUCGGAGAACUCAACACAGAGAUCGAUGUCUGAAGAUUGGGAUCUCUUCGCCGUCGUUAGAAGCUGUGGCUCUUUAGCUUCGAGCAUCGCCGGUGAUGGAGGAGAUGAAGAUAAAGACGACGACGACAGUCGAAAACCAGAGAACCCUCUUUCUUCCUUGGCGGCAGGAUUCAGCUUCGACCGACAAGAACCUUCCUCGUUCCCUGACGGAGACGACAGGGAUAGAAACACAGCCAUGGAAUCUUCUUCCAAUUGUAAUAAGCUUCGAGAUUCUCGCAAGCCCUUCUUGUCAAGUUGUUGUUCUUCAUCUUCGUCUUCGUCUUCGUCUUCUUCGCCUUCGUUGGUUUCUACUGUCAACAAUGUCUUGAAACGAGAACAAGGAAAUAAGCCGCAAGCUCGGAAAGCUCUCGGAGGGGUUAGGGUUUUUCCGAGCUCUGAAACUACGAUUCCUCCUCCUCCUGUUUUUGUUUUCAGAGGUCAACGAGAAGAGCAACAGCAACCUCAAGCUCCUGCUCGAUCUCGAAAGCGAAAAAACCAGCAGAAGAGAACAAUAUGCCAUGUAACUCAAGAAAACCUGUCUUCUGAUAUGUGGGCAUGGCGUAAAUACGGGCAAAAACCCAUCAAAGGCUCCCCAUACCCGAGGAACUACUACAGAUGCAGCAGCUCAAAGGGGUGUUCGGCAAGGAAACAAGUGGAGAGAAGCAACUUAGAUCCAAACAUACUCGUCGUCACAUACACCGGAGAACACACUCAUCCCCGACCAACUCACCGGAACUCUCUCGCCGGAAGCACCCGGAUCAAGCCCCAAACCGUUAACCCGGAGUUACCGGGUCAGGCGAAACCCGGGCCCAACGACGCUGCAAAGCCGUCGGAGAUUCUCUCGCCGACGACGCCGUUGAAGGAAAACGACGUCAUUCAGGGAACGCAUGUGGAUGAAGAUGAUGCUGAUGCUGAUGUUGAUGUUGAUGAUGAUGAUGGUGGUGGCGAUGGUCAUGAUGAUCAUGUGGAUGGUCUAUUACUAUUGAUUCCUAAUUUGACUGUGAGGGAUCGAGAGAAUUUGUUCUCGAACGUGCAAGGUUUCGUCGGAGCUUUUCCUUCUUGGUCACCCGGCGGUUCCGCCGCCGGAGAGGGCGGUGGAUGAGGAUGAAUCUCCGGUCAGAAGCAAAAAGUCAGUUUUUUGCCCUUCAUAUACGUUUUUUUUACCGUAUCAUUUACUGACGUUACUGUAUGGGUUUCUUGGUAAUUUUUACCAUUUCCCUUAUCUUAUAUCACAUAAAUACACAUAAUUUGUUAGUUUUAGCCUUUUAGAUGAUUUAGAUAAAUAAAAUGUUGUAAUAAUAUGUGGGUUAAUUUCGUGCACAUGUAGCCUUCUAAUUCUCGAGGCCUUUUUUUAAUCAAUUUAAAUCAACACACUGUAAAUUACAAU